UCACAGAGGUCUUCGUGCCAGUAUUGAGAAAGAAUUUGUGAUCGCUGACCCACCGAGAAGGACAACAGUCACCUCCGCUGGUCCCAAGACAGAGAGCCAAGGAUGCCCAUCGCCCGGACUUGGCUGCUGGCCCUGGCACUCCUGGCUGGGCGUGGGGAGGCCCAGAGCUGCAGGCCUGAACUCCAAGGGAUUGCUCACAACUUGGCCAAAGGCCGCCCGGCCUGUCAGUCCUCCAUCUACCCACAUGUGAUUAUUGGAGCAGCAAGCAAAGCUGUCGAUGGGAACUGUGGUGGGGACUGGUUUAAAGACGGCACCUGCACCCACACGCAGCAGGACACAGAGCCCUGGUGGUACGUGGACUUGGGCGACCAGUAUGCCAUCUCCGCUGUGAUAGUGAAGAACCGUGGAGAUGGUAGUGGCAAGAGACUCGAGGGAGCCCAGAUCCGUGUGGGAGACUCCGUGGCUGACCAUGGCAAGUCCAACCCCCUCUGCGGGACCAUCACAAACACCAGCCUUGGCUCCAUCACUACGUUGUACUGCAAUUGGCUCAAGGGCAGCUACGUGAGCAUCAACAUUCCUGGACGGGCAGAGUACCUUCACGUGUGCGAAGUGGAGGUCUAUGGCACCAAAAUGGAAGACCAAUGUUAA
This is a messenger RNA of Rhineura floridana, 648 nucleotides long. RefSeq names its product fucolectin-like. Lineage: Eukaryota; Metazoa; Chordata; Lepidosauria; Squamata; Rhineuridae. The coding region runs from base 103 to 648 and encodes 181 amino acids. The record is from RefSeq and is a predicted model, not a curated record. The transcript is spliced from 4 exons.